This is a messenger RNA of Ooceraea biroi (clonal raider ant), 9701 nucleotides long. RefSeq lists its product as uncharacterized. NCBI's taxonomy places the organism in Eukaryota, Metazoa, Arthropoda, Insecta, Hymenoptera, Formicidae. The record is from RefSeq and is a predicted model, not a curated record.
AAGAAUAUCUGAAUAUGUAGUUAAUUAAUUCAUUUUUAAAUACCUAAUUAAAUUCCUAUUAAUAUUUUAUUUUGUCUUAUAAAACCUAGCUAAUUUAUAAUUCUCAGGAAGAUUUUAUAAAACAACAAAGAAUGAUGAUAUUAUUUUCUUUUCGUCCCGGAUGUUUUCCUCAUGACGAAUACCGGCCAAGAAACGAAGAACGGAGCACGUAGUUUCACGAAAAACCGAGUUAAAAAUUCCUCAGAUCGAAAAGAAGAUUGUGCUGUUAGAAAUAGAAAACGUCAGUCUUCUAACGUCGACGUUUUCUAGGAGCGCGACCUCGACAGACGAUACUUUCGCACGACUCCCCCGCAUUAUCCGCAGUAUCCACACCUCCUGGUGUCCCACCCCGUCCGCUCUUGGCUCCUAUCCGACCUGCUAUCCUAUGGUUUCCCAUAAUUCCCAAUAAUUCUGCAGGUCUGCGUGCGCGCUAUCUUGGCAGCGUAACCGGUCCGCGAUCCGAGCUGGUUUCCGAAAGGAAAAGGCAUUCCAGGUCGCGAGCUGCUGGCAAUCGGUCCUCGAUUGGAGGACAUCAGCGUUGGAGCGUCGAUACUCGCGCGCGAGUCCACCCGCGCGCACGCACGCACACAUCUAUGAUGCACGUAUCUAUGUACGCACUUAUACAUGCGUACAUAUCGAAAAAGACGUAAAAUCAGCGCAGCGUGGCGCGCAGUGCCGAGAGAUUCGAAUAGCGGUAAGAGUUUAGACGCGAGGUGCGCGGCUCGAAUGGUGGAAUGGAACGGAAUGGCAGUUCCCCUGCGAGAGUAUGUUCCUCGCUCGUCACUGUAGCCGCGCGUAUAUCCACGAAUGCCUGCGUAACGGUGUGUUAUCCGUGCGUUUUCCGCGUCAGUAUAAGUGCGCGCGUGUACACGCGCUCGCGCACCGUGCACGCGGCCGUGCCGUAUCGCGCGCGCCGCGCCGGUCGUAUGGGAUUAGGUGCCGGCGCAGUAGGCCAACGGCGCUCGACGCCUGUGCGUCUCUCUUUUUCCACUCGUGCGUGUCUGACCUACGCUAAGUUGCUGGUGGACUACGUCCCCGAUAAACGGCGCCCGUAUAUCGAUCUAAAUUGUGAAAAUUGAAAAAAAAAAAGAAAUUAAAAUUCUUCCCGGUGCGCGCGGAAACGGUGGACUUUGCGUCCUGUCGGUUUCAUUCUUCGACAUUCAUCAGGUUCCGAGAAUUAAAGAGAACUUUGACAAAGAAGAAGGAGCAACAUUGUGAUCGACAGCGCGAGGAGUACCUUGUUCAACAGGGUUCUUGUGUGAGUGCGGCGAUCGAAUUGAUUAGUGGUGCAAGCCGAGGCAAAUCGUGGUUUGUGAUUACUCUGCGCGAAAUCUCACUCUUACUUUCUCCAGAUGAAUUUUCGGCUUCUCUCUCUCAGUCUCUCUUCCUCUAUCGGUGGACGAAAUUGAUUUGCGAACUCGCGAGUGACUUCACUCAUAAGAUACGUAUCGCUGCGUGUCGCACGUAAUAUAGUGAUUUGCGCGACGACGAAGCGCGACGAAGCCGACAACGUAACGCAACGCUAGACGGCAUCACGAGAGAUUUGACGGGUGCUAAUUACCGUAAUACAAUUACGCGUGACGCAGCACGCGCCGUCUCCGUCAAUCUCCCUCUAUCUUUCGCGCGAGCGAGAUAUUUGCUCUCGAAGAUCGAUCGCGUGCGCGCGCUGGUGUUCAUCAGCUUUCGCAAUGGAAAAUUGCUUUACGACGGAGCUGUCUCAUUAAAUUCGAGGCUCUCGCCGCAAUCAUGCUGGACGUCACAACAUCGUUUCUCCUCGCAAAAUUUGGCGAAGCGACAAACUCGACGUGAACAAUGCGCAAACGUUUACCAAAUUGCGCCGGGCGAAAUUUGCACGAGCGAAUUUUUCACGAGGAACGAAGCUGCAUGAUUUGCGAUGUGCCAGGUUCUUGUCUCAUCGCACGAGGAAUUUCAAUGGCGCUGAACGCUCGUCUGUUAAUUGCGAAGAGCGAGGACCAUUAUCGUAUGAUUUACGUCUGAAAGCACCUGUAUUUCUUUCGAGCGCGUAGCUCGUCUGUAGCACGAAUGCCAAUGAGGAUUCGAUCGUAGAAGCGAAGGUUUUACUUCGACGGACGUGUCUGAGAAUAUAACGGAUGAGAUUCUGCAUGUCGGCGAACAUAUUCAAAAAUUUCAGGGCAAAGAUGUUUCACAGAGAACGAUCGCAACUGACUGGUAUAUCAAAUCUUUCAGAAUUGCAUUUGUUAUUCAUGACCGAGAUGAUCUCCGCUUUUAUUCAAAUAGAUAGUAAUGGUAAAAGCGAGGGACAUGCUGAAGAAUGAGCGCGUGUUGUUCCUGGAAAGAGCAUCAUAAAUAACGAUUUACAUACAACCUUAUUCUCAGAUAUUUGAAUCACUUUGUAGAUUCGUCCAGGAAAAAGCAAUCUGUUAUACACUGCAACAGAAAUUAUAUGAAAAGGUAUAUCUCCGACUAAUUAAUAAACUAUUGCAUAGAAGGUUUUUUAAGCGUUCGAUAGAAACGGGAUGUCUUAGUGAGACGUUAAUUAAUAACCAUCAGACAAAGAAGAGAAGAGCUUGAAACAGCAUCAAAGGAAAAGCACGAUGUAAAAUUUCCUAAAAGCUUAUCAUAAAUAAUUAAUAUCAAAGUCGUGCAGGUUUGACGCGACUUUUCGGAUCCACAGACUUGCAAAUUUCUUGCGAAACGGCACGCAAAUAUACUUCAACAAAUUGCAAGAUUACCACUCGCCUGUUUGCCUCAAGGUGAGAGAGAUGAAUUGACGGAUUCGAUGGAAUCAAUGAUUUUCCUCUUGGCCGGAGGGAGGAAGCUGGUGCGCCCCGUUUCGCGGUAAAACUUUGCGUCGCAGAGCACGACGCGAUGACGUGCGACGCCUAGUUAUUUCGGAUGUAUAUCUGCGAGGAAGAUAGUGGGGACGUCGGCGGCUGUCGUCUGAUCUCUGUACGUCAGUGCGUCGACGUCGACGGAGCACGCGGGACGUCGCGAUCCGAGAGACGACGAAUUGACGGCGACGACGAGACCAACAACGUGGAGCAACGUCACGAGGGCGACGACGACGCGAGGGUGGCGCUGGAGAAUGUGGACGAGCGCAUCGUGCCGUCGAGCGUCCUGAAGAAAGUCAGCGGCUCCGAGUUGUCGGCGAAGCCGCGGGAGUUCCGCAAAAAUCAAUCCUGGAAGGGUCCCUCGCGGAUAGUUCGCGAUGUGCACGCGUUCAAGGGAUCCCGGCGCAGCGCAAGCUUCAUCCUGACUCGGGAGGUUGGCGGGACGGUGCGGAACGUGAUCGCUGAACAGCGCGGAAACACUGUGGAGGACGAUGGAUACACGGCGGUGGUGAACCCGCAGUACUGCGACACGUUGACACGCUCGAUCUACGCGUCGUCCAGGAAUGAGAAUACUCGCGGACGCAUCUUGAAGAGGAGCACUUCCGCGCCGGGAACCGGCGAGCAGAUCUCUCCCGCGAAUAAUCUCGCGAGGACCAAAGAGCAAUCGCGUGUUAGCGCGAACGAUCGCGCGGUGAACGAGAAGGCAAAGGAUACCAAAGAGAACACACACCCCGGGAACUCGGUUCCAGGACACAGUACUUUCCCGUCGAAUCUUGACGUCACAGACGGGGCGCAGAUAACUAGAUAUCGUCUGAGGACUGAGUCACGAUCGAGCAGAUCGCAGGAAUCCGCGACGAAGACGGAGCAGUCGAUCGCGAGGCGUGCUACCGCGCCACCGAUCGAUCUCGCGAGGCGUGCGAAAGCUGCGUCCUUCGUAAUCGAGCGAAAGAGACACCGACCGAGUGCGAAGACGCCCUCGAGGUCCACGGAGGACCUGUCGCAGUGCACGACAAAAAGCGACACGGGUGCUGAUGGAAUGCGGAAUUGCGGCAGCGCUGUUGCGGGCGUCCUCGAGAACGAGGGUUGCGUCCUGCUUGGGGUACGAUCCCUUGAAGACGCGCCCCAGGUCAUCUUGGCACCGCGGCAGGACGACAGGUGCACGAGGAGGGAUCGCGAACGCGCGAGGAUCCUGAGGCGCAGGAGGAUCAAUGGCAGAUCAGCCUCGGUGCCCAGAUUGAACGUGAGUGGAAUCUUUCGGAUAUCCGACGAAAGGCUGUAAAAAAUUUUCUUAUCGAGCGGUCGAUGAUAAUAGCGACGGUUGUAAACUCUGACCGUUAUACCGCACAUUAAUAAACGAGUAAAUAGAAACAGUUUGCCAGUCAUUUCAUAUUAGGAAUAAUGAUGAUGUAUAUUAUGCAAACAGCAUUGUAAAGUUACUGUUACUUUUAGCAUUUACAGAUUAUUCUUAUUUAGUCAUUAUCAAUUUUUCAUUUUCUUUAGCAAGAGCUUGAUUGAUUCCGAUAUUCCUGCACAUAUGUUUAUUAUCCUCAAUUAUUGAUGAUUAAAGAUUACUAAUAUUACUAAUAAGCAUCUCACAAUCAGUCACUUCGAGUACCCGAUAAAGUAAACUCUUCUCGGUACCACCUGUCGCGGCUGCAUCAACAUCUUAUUUUUUCCCGAUGUUCGUGUAGCAGGUGGUAAUUAUUAGCAAAUUACGAUCAGCGUGAGUGCUUGGAACUCGUUUUACCGGACAGCUAGUGAUUUAUAAUAACUCGCUGUGAGCUGCUAGCGCGGGGACGCUUGCCGGUUUCGGAUAAAAAGAAAAAAAUCUACGCACGCCGGAUCUCACGCAGGAUAAAUGCUUGCGAGAUCGAGCGACGACUCGUUUCACGGUGAAAUAUCGUCGUCGCGAUACGGUGGGUUUCGCGACGCUUCCGCGAAUGCCGCGCUCUCACGAUGUGCAAGCGGCUGCUGUUGCAUCUCGCGGUUGCAUGCUGCGCGCCGCUGCUAGAAAAGAUGCGAAACCGUCUCGCGCUCAAGCGCGCUCGAAUCGGUCUCGGCCGUCUCGUUGAAUGGAUGUGAGUCGGGACGCAUUAUUUCCGGCGGGCCGCUUCUAGGGGAUGGGCGCACCUCGCGCUAUUCAGACUGCUAUUCAGAAGACACGCGCGUCUUCCACCUGCGAAUAAAUCGCGCAAGACGAUGCGCGGCUCCGGCCAUUCCUCCGCGCGGACCGCUCGCGGAUGCGAUCCGCGUUCCCCUUUAAGGUGCACCCACACGGGCACGUCGAUGUGGUAUUUAGACGAGAACGAAUCGCUCUCGUCUGUUGCGCAAAGCUGCUUCGGGUAUUUGCGUUGGCGAGUGCCUCGACCCGAGCGGGAAUUUACUUGGCGCGGCUGACUGACUGGCGGCGCGUGUAGCUCGCCUCUCGUUUGACGCAAGUACGUGCGCUAGCUGGCAACCGGCUCUCCGAAUGUGCACUUGAAUUUAUGCACCGGAGGAUGCACACGCGAGACGAGCGCGUUGCGAAACGCUCGCGAUCUCGCCGCGUAUCCAUUAACCCCCGUGCAUAUUUUAACCCCUCGGUUUCUCCAUGUCACGCUCCCCGUUCCCCAUUACGGCUGUAUGUACUUCUGGUACCGUUAGUUUAACGCAUAAUUAUCGGAGCGCAGGCAUUAAUUACUUUGCUAAUGGAGGGCAAAUUAGUUUGCGCGGGGUUGCUGACUUCGUUAUUAUUAUCGCGUAUUAUUAAAGGGAAAAAUAGAAUUAUCGAUUACCACUAAACUUACUUAGUGGAACAUAUUUAUUGCGAUGAUUAAUUGUCGUAGUCAUCAUGCUGAACGGCCGUUGGCCGUUGAUAAGUAGGUUUCAGUUAAAGAUAUCAUUGUACGCGCGAUACCCCUUGCACAAAAGCAAUCUAAUCGUAUCGGCCCGGGAUUGACGAUCGCUUCUUAUUGCGUGUCUCUUUCUUUUCUUUUUUGAGCACGCAUGUAUCAGUUCGCAGUGAUGUAUCGUGUUUUCGCGUUCCCCACUUUCGUCCGAAUCAGCUAUCUAAGCGUUAUCUAAACUUUCGUGCAUGAUCCUCGACAUUCCUCGAAGAACGCGCGUCCGUGAUAACGAACGAGUCGUCCCAUUCCCUCGCUAGUGUACUCGCUCCGGAAUGAUAUUGAUAUAUCGGUGAAUCGACCCAUGAUCUUCAAGCGAAAAUUUAUUUGACGCGAUUGACUGCGUCCUCUUCGCUCGCGGAUGCAUACGUCUUCGACCCCCUUGACACUGUACCUGCUUCACGGGUACAAUGCGUACUUGAAAUUACUCGCGAAUUCGCGUGGGCGAAUCGCAUCCGGCUCGCUAAAGCGCUGGAGAUGCUGAGGCAAUCGCGUGUAGUCGCUUAAAACGCACGAGGCCGAUCUUACGUCCGUUAUCUGCCGAGCGUGCGUUUUAUCACCGACGAGUACGUUAAUGUCGCUAAUAAGACUCGGCGCUCGUUGCAUUAUGAAACGAGCGCUGGGAUAUCGUCGGUAUAGCGCGACCCGUUAAAAGCGUACUCUGAUAGCGCACGUAUUUGCGAGAAGGUAAUUCUCAUGGGGGGAUACGGGUGUGUUCUCUUGCCACCGUGUAUUCUCGCUCGGAAAUCGACGAUUUCCAGACGCAGCAGAGUUACGGUACUGAUAACUAUUAUCUUCCUCGUACAUAAUUCCAUCGGAAAUGAAAAUUAUUCUCUGGGAAUGCAUUUGCUUCUGCUACCGGGUAUAUGCCUCGAUUGUUAUCUAAAUAUACUGAAAUGUCGAUUACGGUGAUUGCUAUCUUCAUUUUGAAUUGAAUAUUUCGGCAGUGGAAUUUCAUACUGACUGAUUAAUGACUCAGGAGUAUCACGUAUUCGCAGUAUCUGGAAAUUUAUCCUAACAUUGAGUUGUUUGUUAAUUCUCCUCAUUAAAUGACAGUUUUCGUAUUUCAUGCUCUGAUGCUCUGACGGAGACACAAUAUCUUGAUUUCGAUUUCGAUAAAUACAAUCAGAAUUAUAGAAUCAUAAAAUUAUUACUCAAUUAUUAGGAUUGUGAAAAACACACUUAUUUAUACCGUACAUAUUACAGUCUUCUUUUAUUAUUUUCCGAUAAUUACAUAAAAACAGAUUCUUCAGUUUAGCAGACUUAUGCAUGACCUCACAGAUAGCGAGUUCUGCGGAGCCUACGUUGUCUCAAUCUAAAAAUAAUAAGUUCGGUUUCUCAGAAUCGCAUAAGAUUACACAACGUCAAACUUUCUUGGCUUUCGCGUGUCACCACGUUUUUGUCUACUAUUCACUUAUGAAAAAAUGAUCGAACGUUGCACGAGAAGGAAAUCAUUCAGCUAUCCGUCGAUACUCUUGCUACCCUUUACUCAUGCCAUUCCUUCCAUGAUUAUGCCGGAGCAAGCACUCCUGUCUUGUUGCAUACAAUAUAUCGUUGUCUGCUUAAAAAGUACACAUCCACAGCAUCGUAGCUUACCAUAUAUGGUCCACAAAUAUCAUACGUGUAGCAUCCAGAGCUGUUUCCGGAGUGGAGGCACAACCGAAUGCGGUUUGUGCGUUGCCAGAGGCGUUGCUCGAUUGUAGCGAAUGCUAGGCGAGUGUUUUACACGAAAAACCGAUAAACGACGUUUGUAUUACAAAAACGAGUUGAGAGACCCGAUCGAGGAGAAAAAUACAGUGUUUGGCCGAACAGGAUAAUCGUUUCGCACGCAAAGGUCUCUCUCGGGUUACUAAACUGGUAAAACGGUCAUCAACGUGCCUAAGCUUAUCGCCGUUUAUUUUGGUACACGGUGCUACUCCGGGCGUCAGCGAUCUCGCGGAACUUUAUGCAAAUCUGCCGACGAAAUCGCGGACCACGCAUUUCGGGAAUGUUAAUGGCACGACGAAGCGGUUUCUCGCGGUCGACGGGAAAUAAUGCGUCGUUCCUAGGACCGGUCUAAGCCGAUCCAGUUUGGAACCACUUUCAGUUUUUGGUACGAAACAUCCUGCGCGGAUAGCCACGAGAGAGAAAUGUUCCCACGACCAUGGCGUUGUAGAAUGUCGGUUUUUGCAGCGUCCUCGCGUUUGCUCCUGUCUCUAGAUUAUUUCACAAUAUAUAUUUCAUAUUAAUCUUAAUUUCUAAAACCAAUAAUGAAAAACGAGCGGUUAUUUUUUCAAAAUAAGAUAAUUAAUUUCUUUGUAUUGAGAAUAGGUAUUCAUACAGUAUGUAUUCUAUUGCAAAUAAUGGUACUAUAUGGUAAUAUAUGGAGUGUGAGUGAUCAUUGACGGGCGGAUACAGAUUAACCGGGAACGACAUAAGUAAUUCUUCCGGUGAUUCUGAGUGGGACUCGUUUAACACAUAAAACAAGAGAGACAUCCCGAAUCUUGUAGUGCUCGUAUAGUGUGACAUAAUUAUCGAUGGCGAACGCGUUUAGCGUACACUGGAGGCUUCCUUAUUGCGCUCCUACGGCUUCCGACCUUAAUAUUGUAACGAUGCACCCCUCUGCAUCGUCUAGUCCGGCCGACCAUCCGCCGAUGCCGUCCGCCCGAACAUCAGGCGGACGAAGACAAGGCGCUAUGCGCCAAAUAAAUUAUCAAAUAUUUAUCGAAUAACCGCCGGGGUAAGGCCCGGAAGGUGACGUAGCGUCGGGGUAUUUUUCCGACUUGUUUUCCGACCGCCGUCCCGACGCCGUCACCGUCGCCGUCGCCGAGAAUUGAAUGUUGCACGCAAUGGUGCGCGUUCGCAGCAUCCGCAGCCUGUCUCGUAUAUCAUUCAUAAAUUGCUCCUAUUAUUCCCAGGCGUUUUAAGAGGUAUCCUAUCAUAUUCGUGACUCCUUGAGAUGUUGCAAGAAUAGCUUGAAUUUUUCUCCAUUCCCAUCGUACAUUUCGAGGUUUAAGAAGACGCGUGUACUCCGAAGUCUCGCUCAGAUGAGUCGUGCGUGUUCACGCAUGGCCGCUAUCUACAACGGGAGUAUCUCGCAUCCGCUUCUGCGUAGGUGCGUCGCUGGAGAAUGCCGAUAACACAAAUGCGCUCGGUUAAACGUCCUGCGGAGGAGGAAUGCACACGGAGGAGUGUGCAUUAACAUUAACGAGGAACUUCGCAAUCUCGAUAUAACGUUUUCUGGAGUGAAAAUGCGCGCGGUGACGUAAUAAGUAGUGAGUUCGUCGGUUACUAAUUGCCUAUUUUCGCGCGCAAAUUUUUCUUUCGUGACUGGAGCAUCCUGCGAGAAUGAACGAAGACAAUGGAUUACGUGAAUCAGGUCGGAAGGAUGAUUGAUCAGGAGAAAGCUUAUGCUAAGGGAGCUAAAGAAGAGGGAGGAGAGGGCGUAAUGGGGCACGAUUUUCUUCUCGUUUUUGCCGAGCAUUACACGCCUUAUCAUUUCCUCAAUAUUAUCCUACAAAUUGUUGAUGGCGAACGAAGAAGUUUAUCGACGCGUUUCGCGCAGAUCGAUCGCUCCGACGUUUCCGAAGGAAACCGACUUUCCCUCGCCGAGCGGUGUGCCAAGCCCAGAAUAAAUUGCGCUCUCUGUUAUUUUGUGCGCUUGGAACUUUCGACAUUGCAAAAACUCUCCUAUCGAACAUGUGUUUCCUCACUGAACACGCGGAGACGUGACUCGUCGUCGCGUUCCUGAAUGAUCUGUUAUAGCUGUUCGGAAAUAUCCGAUAUCAAAGCAGCGUCAAAGCAGCGAUAUCAAACGAGCGGCGUGAUGUGGAUAAUUUGUUGAAUUAUUCACAGACAGAAAAACUGAAAGGAACGUACAUUUCGCGCGUCAGGUUGCAUUCAGCUCGACACAGUCUUUAUUCACAUGGGAAUUUACAUGGGAAUUUAUAUAUGAGAACUAGUCACAUUUGUUUCAAAAUAAGGGAGA